This is a messenger RNA of Strongylocentrotus purpuratus (purple sea urchin), 1212 nucleotides long. RefSeq names its product lactadherin-like. NCBI's taxonomy places the organism in Eukaryota, Metazoa, Echinodermata, Echinoidea, Camarodonta, Strongylocentrotidae. The transcript has 7 exons. The record is from RefSeq and is a predicted model, not a curated record. The coding region runs from base 1 to 1212 and encodes 403 amino acids.
AUGAUAUGGUUAUUUGCGACAGUGAGCGGUCCACUGUAUGAGUCCUCGUCCGUCGAUGCUCCUGCUGAAGCCGAAUCAGUGAUAUGCCCUGCUAAUGCCACAAACAUCACCGACUGCUGGUACAGUGAGAUUAAAGUGGGACUGAUAAACGAGAAUGAAAUUAUUUCCAUUGUGUGUUGCCCCGUAAACCCGUGUAAUAUAUCUGGUCAACCACUCGGCCUUGAAAGUGGUGCUCUUCCCGAUUCGGCUUUCUCCGAAUCAUCCUGUUACUCGGCGUCCCAGUGCAGCCGUUCUGGCCGCCUGAACUCUGCGACAGUCUGGGCCGCUUACUCGGCCGACCAAUACCAAUGGAUGCAGGUCCAAUUCGAGUCCAGCUAUAUCGUAACGGCCAUAACGACCCAGGGUAGAAAUAACGCUGAUCAGUGGGUGACGUCAUACACUAUUUCUUCUAGUUUUGACAACACAGAUUGGACUGAUUAUUUGAACGUUUACUCUGGAUCAGUUGAGAUAUUUCCGGGAAACUAUGACCGUGAUAGCCAUGUGACUCACACGCUUGCUAGGCCGAUAGUUGGACGCUCUUUCCGGAUCCAUCCAAAGACCAAUCACGGUUACAUUUCUUUGAGGAUGGAGCUAUAUGGGUAUGGACCUCUAACUGAUGCUAUAGCGUCGAUGAACCUCGAUGCAAAAUUAGGCUGCGCACCUUCUGUCCUCGGUGUGGGGCUUGGCGUGGAAGAUGGUCGGAUACCAGACUCUAGUCUGACCUCGUCGUCGAUCACGAGUUCCGGUCAUGAAGCUUACAGAGGAAGGCUGAAUGGAGUUUCCGUUCCAAGGGGGUCCGGUGGAUGGGUAUCCGCCGGUGCAUGGGUCGCCGCCCUUUACGACAACAACAAGUGGCUUAAGGUCGAUCUCGGCGAGGAUACUUUGGUAACUGGUGUUAUCACACAGGGACGGACCGGAACGAACCAAAGGGUUACGUCAUUCCAAAUCUCCUACUCAAGGGACAAUACAAAUUGGACCUUUGCUCUGGAAGAGCAGUGUGGGGUACGAAAAAGCACAAGACGGAGUGUCCCCUUGCGCUCCUACGGGUGGUCUGCCUCCAUUCUUUUCUGUCCUGGGCUUGGUGUCGGGCAGCCUCCAGGCUUAAUCCAGAGUCUUGGCGGAUUUGGUCUUUCCACCUCAGGGGAGGACGUCCUGGUGGCCGUGGCACAGUAA